This is a messenger RNA of Ostrea edulis (European flat oyster), 5345 nucleotides long. RefSeq names its product tripartite motif-containing protein 2-like. The transcript has 2 exons. NCBI's taxonomy places the organism in Eukaryota, Metazoa, Mollusca, Bivalvia, Ostreida, Ostreidae. Gene Ontology annotation, biological process: negative regulation of translation; proteasome-mediated ubiquitin-dependent protein catabolic process; protein polyubiquitination. Gene Ontology annotation, molecular function: translation repressor activity; ubiquitin protein ligase activity; zinc ion binding. The record is from RefSeq and is a predicted model, not a curated record. The coding region runs from base 79 to 1818 and encodes 579 amino acids.
AGUCAGUUGUAUUCACUAGCAGAGUGUUGAAGGGUGGUUUUCUUUGCAUAUCUUUUGACAUCUUUUAUCUGACUUGAGAUGGCACAUUCCAAACUGAGCACACCAAGUUUGGGUACACCCCAGCACUUUUUAGAGUGUGACAUUAAAAACUGUGAGAGGAAUUGUCAAUUUUACUGCAACCCUUGCCAUCAGCAGAUGUGUGAACAAUGCAGAGACGAACAUCUGAAGAAUCCAGAAUACAAGAACCAUGAGGUGGUCCUUUACCAACAACGAAAACGACAACUUCCAGUAGAAAAAUGCAAGAUCCACCCCACUAAAGAUAUAGACAUGCUUUGUGAGGAAUGCCAACUUCCAUUAUGUUCUAAGUGUGCGACCCAGGAAGAUCAUCGGAGGCAUACAUUUAUUGAUCUGGAGACAGUUUAUACAGAUAAGAUGGCGCUUUGCUUAGAGGAAAUCUCCAAAGUCAACGAAUAUUUCCUUCCAACAUCACAAGAUUUACAGAAAGAAAUAAAAGGCGAUUCCACAGAAAUAAAGAUGAUCAUGGACAGCAUAAGAAGAACCAUGAAGGCUGAUGGAGAGUCCCUCAAAAACAUGGCGGACAAAGUGGUGUCAGAAAAUAUACAACAAGUGGACAACAUAGAACAGUCAUUGCUGGAGAAAUUACAGAGUCAAGAUACAAGAGUGAAUGAUUACAUUUCAUAUCUCCAUGACCUUGUCAAAAAGUUCCAUGGUUAUAUAUCUUCUUCAAAGCUUACAGAUAUAAUUCCCAAACUUUCUGAGAAGUUCCAGGAAAUCCGACUGAUACCAGAGACAACAAAACCGGUCACACCAGUGUUUACUGCUGGUCAAUAUAGCAAAGAUGAUGUCGCAAAAUUAAUGGGGAAAAUAAUUGUUAAAGACACAAAUGCAGAAAUAAGAGAAAUAAAAUCCAUGGAAAUUGUCCCUCCUUCAACAUCAAUGGAAUUUACAAGUCAACAGAAGAAACGAGACAGACAUAGGAAAUCUGAUGUGAAACAAACAAUGUCUCUAUCUUCCUCUGUCACUGAGGCCAGGAAGGUCAAUGUACCAGGUGUUAACCAAAUAUGGCAUAUGUCGCUAGAAAAAUCAGGCAGACUCUGGGUCAGUGACGAUGAAUGUAACCUUGUCCAAACAGCUGUACAGGGGAAUCAGCUACAGAAGAUACAAAGCAGUGGUGAAUAUGGCUACCACACAGUCACACAGGACGGGGAUCUGAUCUUUACAGACAUAUACAAUAAUGUCAUCAAUAAGAUAACACUGGAUAACAACAUCACAGCUGAAUUCAUUAAUACAGGAGACUGGGAACCACUCAGUAUACACUCCUCCCACAUCAACGGGGACAUACUGGUGGGGAUGGGGGAAAAUGGAGAGACUAAAGUCACCCGGUACAACAAGACAGGAAAAGAAUUACAGAACAUACAGAGGGAUAACAAAGGACAGAAACUAUAUAGUCGUCCAAUCUAUAUCACAGAAAACAUCAACGGGGAUGUCUGUGUAUCUGACUUUGAUAAAGAGGCAGUAGUGGUGGUGAAUAAAUCAGGACAACGCAGGUUCUCCUACAGAGGCCAGGAGUCAGGGUUCCGUCCCCGGGGAAUCUGUACUGAUGUCCUCGGUCACAUCCUGGUGUGUGAUAAUACUACUGUUCAUCUCCUUGAUCAGGACGGUCAGUUCUUGUCUCUACUACUCACAAAACAACACGGGAUAGACGAUGCCAUUAGUGUGUGUGUGGAUGAUGAGAACAAUCUUUACGUGGGACAACAUAAUAACAACACAGUUACAGUGUACAAGUAUCUCCAGUGAUUCUAACCUUGUGAACAUCAUGGAUAUCUAUAUUAUAGGAAUAACGACACACCAACACAGUGACAGUGUACAAGUAUCUCCAGUGAUUCUUACUUUGUGAACAUCAUGGAUAUCUAUAUUAUAGGAAUAACAACACACCCACACAGUGAAAGUAUGUACAAGUAUCUCCAGUGAUUCUUACUUUGUGAACAUCAUGGAUAUCUAUAUUAUAGGAAUAACGACACACCCACACAGUGUACAUAUAUCUCCAGUGAUUCUUACUUUGGGAUUAUCAUGCAUGUAUAUCUAUAUUAUUAUAGCAAUAACACACCAACACAGGAAUAACAGCACAGUGACAGUGUACAAGUAUCUCCAGUGAUUCUUAAUUUGUAUAUGAUGCAAAUAUCAAAAAGAAAUAUCAAAUUUAAACCUUUCAUAUGAAAAUAUCGAUCUACAAAUUUUACAUUUAAAUUCACAUUGGGUAAAAAAGGAAAGGUACAUUAAAGAAUUUUGUGAUUUUGACCAGUGACAACAUAUGCAAAAUAGCAUCUUGGACUUGCUCAGAUAUCAAUGGUUAGGGAGAAGGCUUAGAUACGCUUAUUGCCUGUUGCUGGAUCUCUUCAGUUUAAAGGGACUGAUUCACGAUUUUACCCAAAAAAAAUUUUUUUUUCACUUUUAAUGAUCAAAAUCUACUGUCUAAUGUGUUUGAAAGAUUUCACAUAGAAAUUAAGGGUAAGGUUAUACAUUAUCACAGAAGUUCAUUUUAGAGAGUUUAUUCUUUGUUUUGUAAACAAAGAUUGCGGUAUGUUAUUGUUUACGAAAUUUUCAAAAGAAAUGGAUACCGAUCUAGGUUUAUCAUAUCUUUCACAUUUCAAGCAUUUUGGGGUAAAAUGUGUCAUCUAAAAGUUAAAAUUUGUGACUAUGCAGAACUAAGAUGCAUUAUAUUAUAAAAUAGAUAUUUCACUUGUUUGUUUGUUGACAUAAAAAGACGAGAGUCUUUGUUUACAUAACACAGAUUUAAAGACCGAGAAAAUAAGCAAAACCUUCAAAUUUACCCUUGUCAAUCAGGAGAAAUUGAGCUUCACAUUGGAUCAAGAAAUUGAUGGACAUUUAGUUACUAGUCUUUGUGUAUACCUUAUCUACAUGUAUCUUAUCAGGCGAUCGAGGCGCCCGUGCAAUCCUUUGAUGCUUACAGCGUAAUCCAGCUGGAGAGGAAAAUGUUCAUGUAGAGAUAGUCAUACAAUAAUAGUAGUAAAUUUUGCAUUCAAUUACAUCAAUUAUAAUAGAAUAUAGUAGGAUAUGCUUAGGAAUGGAUACGAUUGAUAAUGAUGAUUAUGAUUUACCUGUGUUGGAAUAUAAUUUACACGGACAUCGAUUUUAUGCUAAACAGAUUAAUUAUGAGUAAAUGCAUUGUACGUUAAAAUUUUGUUUAGAAAAAAGUCAAUUAUAUAAGGAGAAAAGUUUUACUUAAAUUUGAUUCAAAGUUAUAAGAUUCCAUGUUUGUUUGUUUUUUAUCAUUUGCAACAGAGUUUAUAUAUUUUAAUGUUAAAACAAACAAAUAACCCCAAUAAAAAGUAAUUAACUUUUAUAAGUAUUUACAACAGGUGUUGACAGGGACUGUUGAGAUUAAUUAGUGGCUUCACAAGGCACCUUUCCCCUUUUCUAGACAGUAUAUUUCCUGUAUAAGUAGACAAAAUGGCAUCAAUUUACAUAUCAUGUACAAUUUUUGAAGCCAUACAUUGGAUGAAGGAAAAAAUAUGUUAGUGGUCAUAGGCACUCUCUAUACAUAUUGUGACUUUUUUUCCUGUGACUUUUUUUCCUGUGACUGUUUUUCCUACCCAGAUUGUGACUUUAUUUCCUGUGACUUUUUUUCCGUUUACCGUUUCGCCAGCGUCCACUUUCAAUAGGUAAAUGAUUACAGGUUCGAAAUUUACAAAAGGUUAUAGCAUCUUUUCUGGGUAGGAUAUCCAAAUAUUUUUCAAAUUUUAAUUCAUCCUUGUACAUUCUAUAGUUUAUAGUUUUUGAUAGCGUUUUGAUGUCAGAAUCCCACUUUUGCUUGAAUUGAUCUAGUAAAAUAAGUUUUACUUUUGACUUUAGCCAGCUUGGAUUACAUGCGUUAUUUUGCCAAAUGUGAGAAAGUCCGCAAUUUUUAAGGAUAUUUGACACGUUCUUGAACCAAGCAAUCUUUUUCGCGUAUUGGUUUGUAACAUUAUUACCCAGUUUUGACAGGAGAUUGCUAUUGUUGUUUCUUUACUAAGUGCAAUUUUGUGCCAAAAUGAGAUAAUACGCGUUUGUAUUUGUAUGUGCAUGGAUGUCGGCCAAGUUCACCGUACACCAUGCAGUCGGGGGUAGAUUGUUUUAAUUUCAAUAAUAAUUUACAAAAUUUAAGGUGGCCUCUUUCUAUAAUUGUAUUAUUUGAAAAUCCCCACACCUCACAGCCGUAUAAUAAGAUGGGUUGAACAAUUUUAUCAAAUAAAUCUGACACUGUAUUGAUAGGUUAUGCAAACGUCCUUUUUCAAGAAUCUCAUAAACUGCUUUAUUGGCUUUUUCUAUACUUGUUUUUGUUUGGCUUUUUUGAAUGAUCCUGAUGUGCUAAAUAAGAUACCCAGGUAGUUAAUGUCGUCAACAAUUUCAAUGUUUUUGUCGCCACAAACAAAAGUACGAUUCCGUUUUAGAUUAUCCUUACUGAUUAUUAAAAUUUUUGUUUUGUUAACGUUUAUCUUUAAAUUCCAUUUUUCGCAAUAUUUAUAAAAAUGAUCAAUUUGGACCUGUAAUUGUUCUGCAGAUUCAGCUAUCAAGACAGUGUCAUCGGCGUAUAAUAAUGCAAAAAAUCUAAAGUACAAAUUCAAAUGUUGUUCAAACAUUUCAGAUAUCGUGGGUAAACCAUCAACAAUAUUGUGCUGAAAAAAGUCUUGCAUGUCAUUUAAAUAUAUUGAAAAUAAGAAUGAAGACAAAUUUUCCCCUUGUCUAACACCAUUUUCACAAUUUAAAAAAAUUGAAAUCGUAAAAAAUACAUGUUUAAAUGGAAAAAAGAAUCUUCUGACAAAUGUUCUUUGUGUCUAGAAACAGAAGAUAUGAGACAUCUUAUAUACGAGUGUAAAAAUGUUUCAUUGGUUUGGAAUAUGGUGUCUUAAUUUGGCGUGCAAAAUCAAUAUUCAAUGGAAAAGUAUUGUUAUUGGUUUUUAUUUUGAAUGUAAUCAAAACACACGCCUGCUUAAUAAUUUUAUUUCCUUCAUUGCUUUGAAGAUAUACAAAUAUAAAAUGUUUUGUAGACUAAGUAAUCUUGAAGAAACUGAAUAUAGCAUAUCAAAUCAUGUCAAGAAGUGUACAGUUUUGUGGUGUAAAGUUAUAAAGUAUAGUAAUUAUGCAUUGAAAACAAAUGCUAUUGAAAAUUUCAUAAAACUAUUGUAAUUUGCAUCUAUAUCUUUUCUGCAAUGUAAUGCAUUGUACCUGUGCUAUUGUACAACUGAUGGUACUAAUUGUAUUAAUAUGAGUAAUAAACUAUGAAAUCAAAAAAAAAACAAAAAAAAAAAUUGAAAUCUCAUCAC